Molecule: messenger RNA, 1412 nt
Organism: Lolium rigidum
Lineage: Eukaryota; Viridiplantae; Streptophyta; Magnoliopsida; Poales; Poaceae
Exons: 5
Coding region: 208-1191 (327 amino acids)
Source: RefSeq, a predicted model, not a curated record
CACCCGCAGGUGAGACAGGAAACCCUAGCAGCGGCCACACACCCACCCCGGGCGGCGGCGGCGCUCCGGUCGCCGCGACCAAGAUCGGCACCUCCCCAACCAGAAAGAACGGGGCCGGAGCAGAAGAUCCUUCGACGAGGCCGCGCCCGCAUCCACCCAACGGAAGCGAGGGGAAGUCCUCCGAGUCAAGCACGAACGAAACCUCCGAUGCAGAUGCCGGCGUUGACGCCGGAGUUUGGGGAGGAGCCUCUCUUCCGACUCCGGGGAGACCACGGUACGCCUAUCCUUCACUGGGACGAUGUCUGCAUAUCCGACAGUGAUGAUGAUGAUGAUAAUGACGAUGUAGCUGACUUGGACGACUUGGUCUUGGACGACGAUCAAGUGGUGACAGACGAUGAGGAGACAAAUUGCCAAGGGAAGAAAUUCCCCAUGGAAAAAGCCAGACUAAUCGACAGGAUAUGGGUUGCGGGUGACAUGAAACGCAAGGAAGAACACGAGCAGCUGUGCGAGAUGCUUCUAGCACAGGGGCAUACUCUUCCUCCUUUCCCUAUGAAAGUAUUACCUCAGGCGACAGGUCUAUGUGUUUUGCGGGGCGAUUGCUACCAUCCGUCCGAUGCUGUCGCCAUUGACAAGGAUUCCCUUAUCUUACCUCUUUGUAGCCCUCGUCGAGGAAUGUACUUGCUGGAUGAUGCAUUAGUAGAAGUUGAUCUCUGGGUAAAGGAGGAAGGGGAUGGAUCAGCUGACAAACAAAUACUUUCUGCGUAUGCUGAGAUUGAGGGCCGCCCAGGUUUCGAUAAAAUUCGACAUGGACAGGUUCGUAGUGGCCUGUUCAGCUUGGACAUAAGCUACAUAUUAUCUACACGUAGUGUUGAGGCUGUAAUACAAGUCUUUGCAGAGGUUGACGGUCCUCAUCACUUGAGAUUCGCUGCUUUCAGCAGUGGCUUUGAUCAUGAGAUUGUGUUGUUUGAUGAUAAGUUCAGUGGGACUAAGGUGCAGUUUCAGCAUGUAGUUGUGGUGAAGGCACAAGAAAAAUUGGAUGUUUGCUUAAAAUUGGGGCAAUCACUCUUUUGGUGGACUUUCCAGGAUGGAUAUGUUGGAGCUGUUAGGAAUCCUGAUGACUUUGUGUCAAAGUAUGGGCAGUUUGAUGUGAGGGUGUUCUUUGCUCCAAAGAACUGGCAUCCAGAGGAGUAAGUGAAGAAGACAUCCAAUGCUCUAAUGACUGUUUAUCUCCUAAUAAAGUACCACUUGAGUUUUCUUUUGUAAGCCCUCUUGUGGCAAAACAGCAGAAGCUUAAUGUCAGACUUGUGUGUGCCCUAGAUAAUGCUAAUUGGUUAACUGCACCGGAAGCUUAAGGUUUUGGUUUGUGUGAUGUAUAUGUAAUAUUUUAGGGUUUUGGUUGUGUUAUUUCCCCU